Molecule: messenger RNA, 1388 nt
Organism: Durio zibethinus
Lineage: Eukaryota; Viridiplantae; Streptophyta; Magnoliopsida; Malvales; Malvaceae
Molecular function (GO): tRNA binding
Source: RefSeq, a predicted model, not a curated record
AUUUCAUACUUAAUUUUAAUAUUACAACCACUGAUUACCAUUGUUUUCAAAUAAUCUUACUUACCCGUCCAAAAUUAAACACCGGCUCUGCGAAAUUUAGUGAAGUGAUGAUAAUAACUUUACCUGAACAGGUCGGGUGCUAUCCAGGGUUCAUUAUCUGUAGCCUAUAGCCAGUCGCCACAUUGCUCCAACGCGUCUCUUCAACGGCAGGCUUCUUACAGAUUGAUCCCUCCUCACUGUAAACUGUCCUUUUAUUUUUUAGGGGUGAUUUGCCGUAAAUUGGAAUGGCGACGACAAUUGUUCUGAAAGGCUUAUCUAUAUCUAGCUACUCGCUUCCCCUCCUCCGCAGUUGGAAGACUAGGCCACCCGCCCCGUCACAUCCAAUGACUAGAAGCCUAAAAGCGCUCUUUUUGCCUUAUAAUCGUAUCAUUCUCAGAGGUUGUCCAUCGUUUUGUGUGUCUCCCAACGUUAACGCAGAGGCCACAGCUCAACCGGAGAGGGAGACCGAUAAUAAUGAACCCACGGACAACAUAAAGUAUGCAGCCAACCUGCUCGACAUAAGGGUUGGCCGAAUCAUCAAGGCCUGGAGGCAUGAGGAGGCCGAUUCUCUUUAUGUGGAAGAGGUGGACGUAGGCGAGCCUCAGCCCAGAAUCAUCUGCAGCGGCCUUGUUAACUACAUUCCUCUCAACCUCCUUCAGGAUACAAAAGUAGUUGUUCUUGCUAAUCUGAAGCCAAGGAACAUGCGCGGUGUCAAGUCUUGUGGAAUGCUUAUGGCUGCUUCUGACGCGUCCCAUCAGAAUGUUGAGCUUCUUGUGCCCCCCGCCGCUUCAGUUCCUGGCGACAGAAUAUGGUUUGGCAAUAAACACGAUCAAGAUAACCAGCCUGAUCCUGCCACACCCAGUCAGGUUCAAAAGAAAAAGAUUUGGGAAUUGGUGCAGCCUCAUCUUAAGACAGAUGCUUCUCGUAAUGCAAUGAUUGGGGAGCACUUGAUGCAGACUUCAGCUGGAGUAGUGGUCUGCAAAUCUCUGAAGAAUGCAAAUAUAUCCUGAUUAGAUCCAAUGUCAAGUACAUUUUCUUCCCAUCUGCUUAUUUAACUUAAAUGCAAUGUGAAAAUAUUUUAGUUUUGAAGAUUGAUGUGACAUUUGCUAUUCUUGUAACUUAUCAGUUAAGAUGUUGUCAGUUCGCUCUUUUUUUUCUGUGCCAUUUUCAUGGUUCACUGUGAUGGCUUAUUCUGUUAUUUUCACCAAUGAUUCAAUGAAGUAUUGAGGUUUCCUGUCAUGUGGUUUCAUUUAUCAGCUCAUGCUUGUCCAUAAUUAAAUAGAAUUUAAGGAGAAGGGAAAAAUAGCAAAGCAGACUGUCUGUUUCUGCAGUGGACUGGCAUCAUUUAG